GUUAUCUAAUUUAACAUAAUUAGCAUAAUUAAGAAAAAUUAACGGGUAUUAUUUUAAUUUAUCAACAAUUACAGGUAUUUGUUACGGAGUGAUGUUUUGUUUUGGAACUUCGAGCAGGAAGCUAAGGUUGCGUUACCUGCAACAAACAACAUUGGUUCAUGCCGACCCUCCAUCAAACCCAUCACAAUACUUACCCAAAUUAUCAGAACAUAUAAUUCAAAAUGAACCCGACAACGUCAUUGAUGAUCCAUCUAGCAUAUUUUUUGAUCCGAACGAAAAAUCGGAUUUUGUUUACACCGCAGUACCAAUCAUUACUACAAGCACAUACCAAAAAUAUUCUCCGGAGAGAGAGAUUUGUUACCCAGAUGCAUCUGAUAUAGACAAUAAACAUCUUUCGAAAGCUUUAGAAAACCAUCAUUUGCGUGAAAGUCCGAUCUCAUCGGAAUAUGAUGAUAGUUUAGAUCGGACGAGAUCUUUACCUAACACUCCUUCGCAUAAAGUAAAUGACAACAUAUUUAACGAACAAUACAAUGACGUAAGCUCGCGACGUAACUCGCUGGAAUUUGAUCCAAUCGGAAUGGAUUCAGAUUACCAUGCUGUUCUAAACACUGGGGAGGAUUACACACCUGCGUUGAGUCCGGUUGGUUUAAGUGAAGCAGAGGUGAAAAAGUUAUACGAAUCAUCUCAUGAAGGAUCGCUUGUCGACGAUUAUGUAGAACUAAACUUAUACGAAGAGAAUAUUUUGCAGAAUGGAAAAAGUAAUAUGAAAAUUAAAGGUUAUUUCUCUGACGCUGAAAGUGUUAAAACAUAUCAAGAUUCCGGGAUAUACGACGAUGAUGUGUUCAUAGAUUCUCCUAAACCAUUAACCAAUGAAGAGUACAGUAAAGUUUCGCGGCGAUUAAUAUUUGGCGGUGAAGGUGGCGAAGAAGAAGAUGGAUAUGUUGAAAGAUUCUCAGCCUUUAAAACUCCAAUGAGCUCACGACAAAAUAGUUUAGAAUCUAUACUUUCUCUCACAUCACCUGUUACAAAGGAAGCACCUAAAAACAAACAAAUAGAAACACCAACUGUUGAACGUUCAUGGAAGACAUCAACAAGCAAGUACAGUCAUGUUCAAGCGAAAGUUCAAUGUCAUAGAACAAAAGGCGAUAGAAGUCCAUCACCUGGAUCGUCGUUGAAAAAGAAAUCGCCCUCAGCUUCAAAACCACCGAUGGUGUUCGGCAAAUUCAACAAGCGUGCAACAAGCACUCCUAAAAGUAGCGCCAACAUUAAUCCUAAAGUGGAUUCUUUGAGUAACGUAAAACACACACCCGGCGGAGGAGAGAGAAAAAUAUUCAAAGAGCGUUUGAAUUUCCGCGAAAAUGCGACGGCUCGAACUGAUAGCCACGGCAUUGAAAUGUAUUCUCAUUUACCAGAAGAAUUUCAAGAGAUUGCACGGAGAUUAGCGAGACAAGAUCAUCAACUCAAACGACAAGAAUCACAACGUGGGCGUUCUUUAUCUCGCAGCAGAACAUCGAGUCGACAGUCCAGCAUUAGUCCAACCAGAGGCAACGCUGCAAGGGUGAGACGAAGUCGACGGUUGACGCCAGGAAACUCAAUUUCUGAUAUUUUCGCAGCUGUUAACUCCUCAAAGACCAUGCUAGAAAACGUCACAAAACCUCAACCAUCGUUAAGUCGUUCGUCAAGUGUACGAUCAAUUCCAUCGACACCUCAUUUAAGUCGGCAACAUCCUGCGACAGCUUUACGCCACGCGCCAAAAUCGCCGUCGCCUGGACCAAGUCCGAAGCGAAAAGAAGCAAAAUCGAAAUCGAAACAAAAGGAAGAAAAACCGAAGAUUAUUGUAUCGCCAGAUGUUCAGAACUCACUGGUUACUUCUGAUCAUCCGAGUCCUGUUUCAAAACUUUAUCAAUUCACAACACAAAAUGAUUCUUUUGGGUCGCCACAAUAUUCAAGCAAUCCAAUAUUUCAAGCAGUAUCCGUCCACUAGAUGAUUGAAUCCGUCAAAGAUGAAGGUGCAAUUCAAAUCAAAAGAAAA
This is a messenger RNA of Hydractinia symbiolongicarpus, 2032 nucleotides long. RefSeq lists its product as uncharacterized. Lineage: Eukaryota; Metazoa; Cnidaria; Hydrozoa; Anthoathecata; Hydractiniidae. The coding region runs from base 92 to 1984 and encodes 630 amino acids. The record is from RefSeq and is a predicted model, not a curated record. The transcript is spliced from 8 exons.